Molecule: messenger RNA, 1841 nt
Organism: Gasterosteus aculeatus aculeatus (three-spined stickleback)
Lineage: Eukaryota; Metazoa; Chordata; Actinopteri; Perciformes; Gasterosteidae
Gene: litafd
Product: LITAF domain containing
Cellular component (GO): cytoplasmic side of late endosome membrane; cytoplasmic side of lysosomal membrane; nucleus
Molecular function (GO): zinc ion binding
Source: RefSeq, a predicted model, not a curated record
GCUCUGGGCGCGUCGGAGGAGGGGCUUGCAGAGGUACAGGUGAAACAGGUGGACCUCUUCAAUCAGUCUGGGCUCAUCGGCGGCAGCACACACACAUCUCUCCAUAAAGACGGCAAAAUCCCACACAGCACAAUGAGUGGAGAAGGAAAAAAAGAGCCUCCUCCCUACAUGAUACCAAUUCAAGGUCCGGCUAAGGGAGAUGUGGUCGUUUACCACACCCACAUGCCCUUCAACCCCAUGUCCACCGACACCGCCACUAACGUCACGCCAGUGAAUUCCAGCGGAGGAGGAGGAGGAGGAGGAGGAGGAGGAGGAGGAGGAGGAGGACAGGGUGACAAUUCGACCAAAAAUAAGUAUGUGAGCUACGACGGGGCGCUGGGCACGACCCCCGGCAUGACGACCUGCACCAGCUGCCAGCAGCAGGUCAUGACGGAGGUCACCUACAAGGCGGGGAGAUACGCCUGGCUCAUGUGCUUGCUCUUCAUCUGCCUGGGAUUAGUCCUGUGCUGCUGCCUGAUCCCCUUCUUCAUGAACAGAUUCAAGAACGCGUACCACACGUGCCCUCGCUGCAACCGAGUGCUGCACGUUGAAAAGAGGAAAUGCUGUAAAUAACGACGCUGAUGGAGGACACGGACCCGUGGAGAUGAGAAUUAACACCCCGUUACUUUUGUAAUGCGCCUUGUUUCUGUGGAAGCGAUGUCACGCGUCGUGUCAGCAGACUGGGAGUCGUCGUGUUGUCUGAGAUCAGAUAUCGUGGGCUCAGUUUUUAUUGUUUUAGUUCUUUUCACAUUAGAUUAAGCUAUUUGUGCCAAAACAUUGGGUCAUAUUCAGCAUGAUGAGGACAACUUUGUUAGUUUUUAGUUUAAAGUCUUAUAAUAUGGUACGGAAAUACUUUGGGCAAGUUGCAACAGAAAGCUUUAAAACUUUUUUUGGUGAGAUGACGAAUCAAUAGUGAGGAUUAUUUUGGAAGAACGAGAACACAUUGACAUCGUGUUUGUUAAAUGUCUUCUAUGUGAUUUCUUUUUAAUAUAAUGCAUAUUUGUGCACAUCUAUGGACUUGUUAUCAGUUGAUAGAUACAAACACUCGACUGUGGUCCUUGUCGUGUCUGAGGUACGGACUUUGGGCACGUGGGACAAAUGCUUUCUCCUAAAAUCCAAAGCAAUAUAUAAAAAAUAAAAAAAACAGUUGUCACGUGUGUCCAAAGACUAGAUUUAGGCAAAAACACAUUUUAGCAAAACCGUUUUUGUAAGAUUUUGUGCUGAAAGGAAACCCCGAAAACACGUGGGUGAAGCACACUCGACGCACUUUUUGGGAGUUUUUCAUCUUUCUCCGUUCAUCAGAAACCUCUGCAAACGUCGCGUCGCUGAAAUGAAGGUCUUGUACAUAAACUUAAUGAAAUCCAUUUCCCGGGAUCGUGCAUUUAGAAUUGAAACAACCCACAACCAGCGCCUCGUGGUCCCGCUGAAGAGGCCUCCUCGGGGGAACAGCGGGGCCACAUGUCGGGGUCCCAUCCGAGUCCAAAGUCGAUCCAAAGCUCUCGUCCAGGAGACGUGAACCAUCCAAUCAGCAGGCUGAUCGCGCUUCCAUUUCCUUCUGUUUUAGCACAACAAACGUGCACUUCUUGCACACAAACACGUUCAGUGAAAUUAAACAUGAAUGCUGCAAAAUACAAAAGUGGCCAAAUGAUUGUGUGUGUGAGUGUGUGUGUGUGUGUGUGUACACUUUUACAGAGUAUUGUAUAUAUAACCUAGACCUAAACUUGUAUUACUUGUGUCAUCGAUUGUAUGUACAGUCCAACUAAUAAUCCCAGUAAUAAAGCACAUAUUCAUCUAAAAGCAAA